AUGAGUUCAAAAUCUGAAGCCAAAGAUCUGCCGUGCAUUUUCACUUUUCUUUCUACAAAACACCCGAAUAGUAACUUGCUAAAACGUAUAGAGAAAUGUAAAGAAGGAAAGUGGCGAAAUGCGUCUGCUCUUGCAGCAACAAAAAAAUUAACGAAACUGGCUAAGUAUUUUCCUGAAUUAGCUCCAUUGCUUGAUUCUAUGGACAGUUAUUCUUUAUGUGAAGAGCACUAUAACCAGCUUGUCGCUAAAAAUCUUUUUAUUAAUAAGCUAAAAAAAGAAACUGAUCCAAUUCUUCUAUCUCCAGGUGAAUCUGAGAAAAAAAGAUUGAAGUUUUCUAACGAUGAUGAGCCACAAGUUUCUGAAAAAACUUUCAUCGAUUUCGGCACUCAAGUUGAAAGAACUUUCGUCGAUUUCGGCACUCAA
This is a messenger RNA of Racocetra fulgida, 423 nucleotides long. Lineage: Eukaryota; Fungi; Glomeromycota; Glomeromycetes; Diversisporales; Gigasporaceae. The record is from the annotation of a GenBank genome assembly.